This is a messenger RNA of Polyodon spathula (Mississippi paddlefish), 755 nucleotides long. It is a transcript of the gene sdhaf2, whose product is annotated as succinate dehydrogenase complex assembly factor 2. Gene Ontology annotation, biological process: protein-FAD linkage; mitochondrial electron transport, succinate to ubiquinone; tricarboxylic acid cycle. The transcript has 4 exons. Lineage: Eukaryota; Metazoa; Chordata; Actinopteri; Acipenseriformes; Polyodontidae. Bases 77 to 565 code for a protein of 162 amino acids. Gene Ontology annotation, cellular component: mitochondrion. The record is from RefSeq and is a predicted model, not a curated record.
GCUUACGCGCUCCUCCUAGGAACCUUUGAGCAGGGAGCGAAUUUGGAGCGAACACGCUGUGGCUGACGAGGAGGAAAUGUUAUCGGGGGUGACACUAGGAAAGGUAGCCUCUCAGGUCUUUAGGGCGCCAUGGCGACCAUUGUUGGGCGUGUCCUCGGCGCGUGCUUACCGUGGCGAUUCCCCCGAUGAUUCCGGGAAGGACCUGAUUGAGAUUCAGAUCCCGCCCUGGGAGGCGCGGUGCAACGAAACAAUCGAGACAAAGAGAGCCAGGCUGCUGUAUGAGAGCCGGAAGAGAGGCAUGCUGGAGAACUGCAUCAUACUGAGCCUUUUUGCGAAGCAGUACCUGCACACCCUGAACGAGGCACAGCUGCACACCUACGACCAGCUCAUCAACGAGCCCAGCAAUGACUGGGACAUCUACUACUGGGCAACUGAGAUGAAGCCCACUCCAGAGGAGUACUGCAGUGAUGUGAUGGAGCUGCUGAAGGAAUACACCAAGAACCGCAACAUGGAGCAGAGACUGAGACAGCCUGACCUGGAGUACCUGUUUGAGAGCAAGAACUGAGCACUGCUGUCCUGCACACACUCACACUGACACACACACGCACACGGAGACACACCUCUCCUCUCCUGUUUGUCUUGCUCGGGUUCAAGCUGCACGUUGUGAGAGGUUCCGAUUCCUUCCUGCUGGAGGAUGUAUUUGUCAAAUAAAGACCCUUUUAUCUGCCUGUAUAAUGCCAGCCAGUCACACUGGA